Molecule: messenger RNA, 807 nt
Organism: Paramecium pentaurelia
Lineage: Eukaryota; Ciliophora; Oligohymenophorea; Peniculida; Parameciidae
Source: the annotation of a GenBank genome assembly
AUGAAAGCAACAGCAUAAGACCUAGAUAUCAUAAGACUUUUGAGUAGUAAAGAGUGGUAGGCUGCUUAUAAAAAUUUUGUUUACUAAUUUUCAUCUCAAUUUUCAGAAAAUUAGUAGAAUUUGAAUUAGUAAUAGGAGCUGCAUAAAGUAAAUCAUUUUUUAUCAAUAUCUAUAGAAAUUUCAAGAAUCUUUAUAGCCAAUUGCAAAUAAGUUUAUAUCAAAUGAGUCUUAGGAAAAAUAUAAGAAAGUAUUAGAUAAUAAAACUAUUGUAGAAUAUUAAAGAAUUAUUGUAAAAUUAUGCUUAAGACACCAUCAUCUAAUUUAUUUGUUUAUUUGAUUUUCGUUUAUUUCAAACUGAAAUGAUUUCACAAAACUAACUCCUAGAUUUGAUUGCUUUAGAAUUGAUUAGAAAGGAAGCAUAGUAAGAUUAAUAAGAAAGCAGUUCAGAUGAUGAGGAAGCUGAGAAGGAAUACUUUGAAAAAUCAAGGGAAUAAACAAAAUAAUAAAUAGAAGGAACUGUGAAUGUUGAAGAAGAGAAGCAAAAAUUGGAGAAAACAAUAAGAGAUACAAUUGCAAAUUUCAAUUUACCAGAAGUUAUAAAGUAACCCGAUAUUGAAGUUGAUUAAUAUGGAUUUAAUUAAGGAGUAACAGAAAAAGAAGAUGAUAUUUUGAAAAAGAGUAUUAAAUUAAGAACUCUAAAAUUAAAAUAAACAAUUCCAAAGAAAGAGAUAAGAUUAACUGCUGAAUAAAUGAAAAAGAGAAGAUUAUAAAUAGAAUUGGUUAAAAAGGCAAUUAAUGAAUAAUGAA